This is a messenger RNA of Nematolebias whitei (Rio pearlfish), 1378 nucleotides long. RefSeq names its product RWD domain containing 2B (gene rwdd2b). The transcript has 4 exons. Lineage: Eukaryota; Metazoa; Chordata; Actinopteri; Cyprinodontiformes; Rivulidae. The coding region runs from base 165 to 1067 and encodes 300 amino acids. The record is from RefSeq and is a predicted model, not a curated record. Gene Ontology annotation, molecular function: protein binding.
GAUAGGCUCAACGAUACUUUUAUGUAACAACUUUAAAAAAGCCACUGACAACUCGAAAAGGAACCAUUGUUUAGCAUGAUAGCGCUGGCAGAACGAAAAACUAAACUGGAAACGGUUCUUUUCGCAGACCGAAGUCGAGUUAAACUGGUAGACGUUUUGUGUUUAUGAACAUGUCUUACCUGGAGUGGGCUGAGUCUCAGCUCGCAGAAAUAGAGCUGCUAACAAGCAUGUUUCCCAGCCAGGACGAGCUAGAGCUCACAGAGCAGCUGGCACUGGCUGAGCUCAGAAACUACGUGGAAGGUUCGACCUCAGGUGACAAUCCGCCUCCAUCCAGACCCCAGUUCCUCAUUAAACACAAACUGGACUCUUCGAGCACGGAGGGGACAGAGUGUAUUUUAUCCUGCUCUUAUCCAUCUGAAUACCCCAGUGUGCUCCCUGAUAUAACAGUAAGGUGUUCUGCUCUUAGCAGGGCUGACCAGACACGGCUCCAGGCACAACUCAGUACGUACCUCAUGGAAAACUGCCAGGGGGAAGUGUGUGUCCUCGCUGCGCUGGACUGGGUGAAAGACAACCUGCACCUUUUUAUUAAUAAGAGCUCAUUACCAGCACCGACUCCAAAGACAGAGUCCGCCUGUCCACAGGACGCGUUCAGCCGACUGUGGAUCUACAGUCACCACAUCUACAACAAAUCAAAAAGGAAGAACAUCUUGGAGUGGUCAAAGGAGUUGGGCCUCUCAGGAUUCAGCAUGCCCGGGAAGCCGGGCGUUGUGUGUGUGGAAGGUCCUCAGUCUGCCUGCGAGGAGUUUUGGUCCAGAGUGAAGGUUCUGACAUGGAAGAAAAUCAUGAUUCGACACAGAGAGGAUAUUACCCUUGAUCGUCAAGGUGAGGACGGCGAGACUGUUGAGAGCAUAGACUCCCUGCGCAAAUUCACAGGCUUUGAAGAGGCCAUGUUUGACCCCCAUGGGAACAGAGGGAAUCACAUGGACCUUGGGCAGCUCUACCAGUUCUUAAAUGAGAAAGGCUGCUGUGAUGUCUUCCAGAUUUAUUUUGGCAUUGAAGGGAGGUAGUAGUCAAACCCAGAGAACAAGCUGCAUUCAUUUUUAUUCCCCUAAAUGUAAUCUAACAGCCUAAAAAAGGAAAAGACAUGCAUUCUAAAUUUUGUAUCUAAUCUAUGAACACUCAAAUACAGUCAUUUUUACUCAUUAAAGUUAAAUAAGUUAACAAUCUUUUGUUGAUUUAAGCUGGUACCACUUUGAUAAAAAACAGUAAAGAAAUACAUUUUCCAAUGGGAAGCGCUAUUUUUCCACUUUGCUUUGAUAAUUUAGAUUUUCUUUAAUUAGAAAAGCAAUAAGAUAAAAUAUGUGUUCUCUCAAGGAUA